Messenger RNA from Ostrea edulis (European flat oyster), 3487 nucleotides. RefSeq names its product testis-specific serine/threonine-protein kinase 1-like. Gene Ontology annotation, molecular function: protein serine/threonine kinase activity; tau-protein kinase activity; ATP binding. Bases 2298 to 3161 code for a protein of 287 amino acids. The transcript has a single exon. Lineage: Eukaryota; Metazoa; Mollusca; Bivalvia; Ostreida; Ostreidae. Gene Ontology annotation, biological process: intracellular signal transduction; microtubule cytoskeleton organization; protein phosphorylation. Gene Ontology annotation, cellular component: cytoplasm. The record is from RefSeq and is a predicted model, not a curated record.
UCAAAAUAUAUUUGAUGCGUCUGGGCCUGUCUUGUUGCUAAAUUUUUGUUGUGUGUGGAUUUAGGUGAAACAUCAAUCUUGGUGUAUUUCUUAAUAAUAUUAAGUUUCGAUUGUUAUCCUUCUGCGUAUUUAUAUUGAUAAUAGAAUAAUUAAUAAAAGCUUCUCUGUUUCCCAUGUUUCAUGCCCCGGAGUUCGUCUAAAAUACUCCAAUAUAGUUUAGGAUUAUUAUCACGUAGAGUGUCUAGCUGUUCAAGGAUAGAUUGUCUAUAUUGUCUAAAUCUUAAUUUCCUUAUUUCUUUAUACUCCCUAUAAAGCUUAAAUAAUAGUGAAUUUCACUGCAUGUAGACAUGUAGUCGUUUGGAAAUUUUGAUUUUAAUUGACCAAAUACAAGCUGCUCAUUAUGACAUAUUUUCAAAUCUUGGUCAUACGAAUUUUUCUUUUGGUUUGUUAGGAGUUUUGUUAAUUUUCCUUUUCUUUGUAGAUACAUUAAAAAGCUGCUGAUAAAAUCAGUCCUGUAAGCUCUGUCGCAGCUUCAUCUACUGAUACCAGAAUUCUAUUAAUAAUUUUUUCACUGUACGCAGACAUCCAUAUGAUAUCAUGCAUCACUGUAUAUGAUAAAUAUUUCCCAAAUAUUAAAGUUGGUCACUCAUCAGGAAAAUAUUGGUCACAGUGGCGGAUCUAGAGGGGAUCCCCCCUUCCCCUUGCUUUGAUUGAAACAUUUUAUCAAAAAGGGCCAUUCAUGCCAUUUUGGGGGCUUCAGCCCUAUCCUCCCUUUUUGGACGAAAAAGGUGCAAAUUUGGGUUGAACCUCCCCCCCCCCCCCCCCCCCCACCCCUGAAUUUUUUCUGUAUCCGCCCCUGUGCAUUUGAGCGAGUCUGAUUGAAUGUAUCUUUAAAGCUUUUAUGCACGCAAGUUUCGUCAUUGUAAAAUGUACAGGUACUAUGAAAUGAACCUGCUCGUAAAUAGCUAGUUAUAAGCAUCUUAACAUGCAUAAUCAAUUUUUAAAAGUUUUAUUAUAUUAUCACAUAGAACUCGAGUUACUUGGGAUUGAACUUGAAAAUUUAUUUAGUGACUCAAUGACAAGCAUUCAUCGGAAUUUCCCCCUUUUUUAAAACCUAAAUAGAUUUUUUUUUUUAACUCAUUGCACAAUGACACCUACAAGAUAUGCACGAUGAUAUGCAGAAAGAGUUCCCAUGACCUAAAAGAUCCAACAGGUUUACGUAAUAACAUGCCCAAAUUUUCUUGGGUAUAAUUAUACAAAAUUUCAAAUGUGUACAUUAUAAUUGCAUUUACCGAAAUUAGUCUUUGCAAUUAUAAAAUUUGUAAUAACGUGAAUUUCGUAAUUAUAUUUGGGGGGGGGGGGGGGGGGUUACCACAUUACUCACAUGUAAUUUCAGAUUAUCAAUUGGAUUGCAAAUUAUCAAUUUGAAAUGAUAUAUUAGAAUUUAUUUCUAAUUACAAGUUAGAUCUUUUUGUUUCUUGAAAUUACUCAUGUGAUACUUCAGUAUUGUACUAGCAAAAAGGUGCAUCUUCCUCUCUUUUUUAAUAUGGAGAUAAAUUAUUUUUAUUCACACUAAACUUCACAACUGCGCAGUGUGGAAAUUAUGCUUCCUCAAUACUUUCAUUGUUUUCAUAUCCCCAUGAUAUUUAUUCCUUAUACCCAGUAUUGAUGAUUUAACUUGGUUCUUUUCAAAUGAGUUGAAAUGUCAGUCAUUUUAUCGAGAAAUAAAUAAAUUCAUAAAUUAGCAUGGAUUACACUGUAUUAUUGGCAGAACAGUAUUCGUGCAGAUUGAUAUAAUUAUAUUUCAUUUUCAAGGGAAGAUGUUAUACCCGGCGUGCAGAUCAUGCUACAUGUAAAUAAAUGAUCCCCUUAAGUAGUUUUCAUCGUUAGUGACAUAUCGGCAGACACACGCCGAAAGUGAUUGAUGCUCAACAUCCUAUUUCUGUGGCAAAUCAAUACAGUAUCCUGGAUCAGGUCAACGAUGAAUUCAGAUGAACCAUCUUCACGUAAACCACGUGUACAUCUCUUUCUCCCUCUCACUUUAUGAAAAGCAUAAGCAAACAUGAAAUUCAUGAUAAAAUUAAUCACCUAAAAUCAUUGUACGCAGUGUAAUGAAUAUUUAUAUUAAUCGUACGAAAGGUCAUGUACCCAAAAACUGUCUAUCAAAUAUAAAUAUUUAAUGAUAACAAAAUUGUUAAAUACACUUUGAUUGGAUGUUGACCUUAUCAGUUUUAUUUUACACAAACAAUGAAUUUUGCAUUAUUGUGACGUCAUAAUAGACAAACGUUGCAAGGGGAAUGAAUAGAGGGGAAACUCUAACUCCACGUGAGUUUCUGCGAUUAGCAGAAUUUUUCUUAUCAUUUGGUUACCGAUUAGGUUCAACAAUAGGAGAAGGAACUUAUUCUAAAGUUAGAGCUGCCGAAAGAACGAGUAAUGGUGAGACACUGGCUGUAAAAAUGAUAGACAAAAGAAAUGCAAGGAAAGACUAUGUUGAGAAGUUUUUACCGAGGGAACUUGAAAUUGCAACACUUGUGAAACAUCCGAAUGUCAUCUGCACUUAUGAAGUGUUACAUCACGGAGAUUGUGUUUAUCUUAUGAUGGAUUAUGCUGCAAAAGGUGAUUUACUGCAGUUAAUUCAAACAUGCGGAUAUCUGUCUGAGGAAGAUGCUAAACGAAUGUUCAGAGAAAUGGUGGAGGCUUUAAAAUAUUUGCAUAAUCUUGGAGUCACUCACCGCGACUUAAAAUGUGAAAAUAUCUUAAUAAUGAGUGACAAGAGAGUAGCCAUUUCAGACUUUGGUUUUUCUCGUUUAUACCUCGAUGUGCAGCAUAGUGACGUCAUUAAGUGUAAAACUUACUGCGGCAGCAGAGCGUAUGCUUCCCCGGAACUUCUGAGUGGAUCACCUUAUGACCCCAGAACUAAUGAUGUGUGGAGUCUGGGGGUUGUUCUCUUUGUCAUGAAUUGUGGAACAAUGCCUUUUGAUGACAGAAACCUUAAUGCAAUGCUUAAAAAGCAGAUUUCAGAGGGUAUAUCUAUUCCCGACAAAGUGAAAGAAAGGAUUUCAUCACUGUGUGUGGAGAUCAUCAAUAAAAUUCUUGAUCCAAACACCAAAUCAAGGCUAGGAGUUUUGGACAUUCUUAGUAGUCAGUGGUUCAAAAGUUGACUUUAUUUUAGUAACAUUUUGUUUACAGUUUACAUAUGGUAAUUAAACUCUAAUUGCAUUAGAGAAGUUAUAGGCUAUUUUUAAGAAGUUUUCAUUUCUUUGCGUAUCCCUACUUCGCACAAUAUCUGGAAAUUUCUUGAAACCAUUUUAUUUCUUCAUCGCAUUUUGAAUAACAUUCUUGUACGUGUGUCAAAUUGAAAAAAAAAUUUUAACAGUAAUGGGUGGUAGCAAAUACGAAAUCAACAUGACAAAUAUAUUUAUGUUGUAACUUUUGUACUUAUAUCAAGUCAGUAUAAAUUAAAAAUAAAUUAGUACAUUUCCUGAAA